This is a messenger RNA of Vombatus ursinus (common wombat), 2428 nucleotides long. RefSeq names its product regulatory factor X associated protein (gene RFXAP). The record is from RefSeq and is a predicted model, not a curated record. The transcript is spliced from 5 exons. Lineage: Eukaryota; Metazoa; Chordata; Mammalia; Diprotodontia; Vombatidae. Gene Ontology annotation, cellular component: nucleus. Gene Ontology annotation, biological process: regulation of transcription by RNA polymerase II.
AUGAUCUCCCACAGGUUUCAGGGCAGCACCAGUGCAGUACCAGAGCACAUCCGGGUAACCCCGCCCCCUACGGGUCAACGAGCCGGAGGCCACAUUGCCGCACAUGCGCAGUCUCUCCAGCCUGCCUUCAGCCCGCAGACCCUCAGAAAGGCUGGCUGCUUUCUCCCGCCAGGCUUUCAAACGCCCGCCUCUGUAAUACUCACACCCUGCUGCCUGGGGCCGCGCAGGCGCAGGGAGAAAGGUUGCUUUGAGCCGCACUUUGGCGCUCUCGGGCGCUGCUGGGGCUGACGCCGGAGAGCGGGUCGUCCGGCCCCGACCAGCGGCCGCGCCACGGAGGCGCAGGAGGGCAUCGAGCCGGCGGGGGCAGCGGACGCCGCCGCUCCCCCGGAGCCGCAGCUCACCCUACUGGUCAUGCAGCCCUGCGGCGGGCAGGAGGAGGCGGCGGGCGCCAUCCUGCGGCCGAUCCCCGCUCCGGCGGCCUCGGCGACCCCGACCCCUACCCCUACCCCUACCCCUACCCCGAGGAGCGGCAGCGCCGCCGGGAACCUCACGCCCCUGUGUGAAGCGGCGGGAGAUGGCGAGGAUGAGGCCGCCGAGGACGAGGCGGACCUGCUGGACACGUCCGACCCGCCGGGGGGCGGCGAGAGCACGGCCAGCCCAGAGGAACUGGAGGACGAGGAGACCCACUCGGGCGGCGAAGGCGGCCGGGUGUCCGCGGGGGGCACGGGCGGGGGCGGCGGGGGCAGCGUGAGCAAGACGUGCACCUACGAGGGCUGCAGCGAGACCACGAGCCAGGUGGCCAAGCAGCGCAAGCCGUGGAUGUGCAAGAAGCACCGCAACAAGAUGUACAAGGACAAGUACAAGAAGAAGAAGAGCGAUCAGGCCUUGAGCUUGGCCGGGAGCGGCGGCGCGGGCGGCGGCGGCGGCGGCGGCGGCGGGGGCGGGGGCGGCGCGGGCAGCGUCAAGCUCGAGGAAAGCACAGAUGGCUCAACAUCCGUUGGAAAACAAAGAAGUGGUUCUAUUGGAGAUCGUCCUGCAAGACCUACUCUCUUAGAGCAAGUGUUAAAUCAAAAACGGCUGGCAUUAUUAAGAAGUCCAGAAGUUGUGCAGUUUCUGCAGAAACAGCAACAGCUACUAAAUCAACAAGUUUUGGAGCAAAGACAACAACAACAGUUUCCUGGAGCAUGAGUGUGAAGGGACUAAUUGAGGUUAUCCACAGGUUUAGUAUCUCACUGUACUGGCUGAAGAUAUUUUUAUAUUGAAGAGAAAUAGGUUACAGCAGUCAAGUAGAACACUUGCAUAUGACUGUCAUAAAACCUUUUCCUCGAAAUACAUAUAUUUGUUUUUUUUGUGAUGGGUUUUGAAGAAAUCUGGUUUUACAUUAUAUUUCCAAAACUCCACUUAACUUUGUUGUUUCAAAAACAUUUUUCAACUUUAAUUUUAAAAAUACCCCAAAUCUCCCAACAAGUUAUCAGGCAAAAGAUCAUAAAUAUGAUCAUUCUUAGGUUUAUUAUUAAUGAAGGAAAUGAGAUAGUUACUUUCUGUGGAAGUUGUGAAAGUAAUAGAUAUUAAUUUUGAAUUGUCUAGCCAAUGAGUGUGACAGGAUAUAGCUUGGACAUUCAGGAGGCCUGAGCUGAGGAAUAAUCUUCUUUAUGUUUUUCUACACACUUAAACCUGGAGUUAACAAGGAAGCAAAUAUAGAGCGUGUGUGUAUACACAUGUAGGAAAAAGGGUGGUAAUAAUCAGCUGCCCUGUGGAACUGAAGUGUGCCCCCAUCUUCUAAAUGUCCAGCUGAAACCAAAAGAGGACUUCGUGAAAGAAAUUAGAAUGAAGAAAAUACAGAAGAAACUGCUUGAUUACAUUUCCUAACACCACAUUGUUUGCAUGUCAGAUGUGAUCUGUGGAAGCAGGUAUUUUGAAGUGCAGAAUCUAUGGCUGGUGGAGAUUGUAUGUGGUUUAUCUUGUUCACCAAUUCCCUGAUAAAAAUGGCAUUGAUUUUAUUACUUAUUACUCAUUUUUUUCCAAUGGAGAAUUUUGAGAAUAAGCGGGAAAACUCCCUCUAUGUUAUGAAUUAUUUAAAAAAUUGAGCCAUUUCAACGUUGUUGAUAUUGAAUAGGUGCCCAACGAAUAAAGUGAGAUACUUUUAUCCUUUCUUCCUAAGAUAACAAAACUCAAAAUCAUAUCUAAUCAUAGCAUCCAGAAGAAUGUCAGAGUAAAUAUUACCCCUCCACGGUGCACAUUCUGAUGCGAAAUGUGUACCAAGAUGAGUUGUAUAGAAACAUGUUUGUUUUUUGUAAGAUGGUUUUUAAGUCAUGGCCUCUACAGACAAAGCUCUCUGAUAAUCAUUCAAAGAGCAUUCUUCAUCUUACAUGUAUAGGCUUUAUAACUGUAUAUUGGUGCAAAAAAUAAUAAAAUAAAAAUUUGUGUA